AGCUCUCUAAUUAUAUCACGAUUGUAUAAAAUACUAUUUUGAUUUAAGGUUUUUGUGAAUAACGGAAUAAAUGUCUUUGCAUCUGUACAAUAUAUUUCAAACUUCCUAAACUAAGAUUGAAUAGUUCAUUUGCCCUAAUGAAAGAUGUUAGACUUCGCACCUAGCACCUGGGCUCCGUUGGGCGUGCAGACCGCCUCGCCUGCAAGAUCAGUCUCAAUCGCUUGGCUCUCGGGGCGACACGUGCCGCGACCAAACGCUAACCGUUAAAGAGAUCGCUGUGUUGUAUUUUCCUGUUAUUAAUUCUUGUGAACAAAGUUAUUUGAGACGUGUAUUGUGAAUUACUUUCACAUUUCUUUACAUUUUGUGUUUUAUGACUCCUUGAACUUCUAUUGCGAGAUAGCAAAGUUUUGACAAGUUUUCAGGACUAAGAGACAUGAUGCUGCUUUACACAGAAUAUAGAAGGCAUUAAUUAAUGGAACAUAAAAUAAGUAAAUUAACUUAGUAAAAUCUUUUGAUGGAAAGGUUUUAAGUUAAUAACAAUGUCGAACAAAACGCAAAUAGUUUUGGAGAAAAUUUUCCAAGAUAUUCUCGCAGCGUCGGGAGAUUCCUCAGAGACCAUCAACCAAUCACAGAUAAUUUCGGUGCUUCGAAAGCAAGCUGGGAAUGAAGACUUGGAGUCGCUGAUGUUCAAGGUGAUGAGAGAUGCCCAGAGUCGUCUCAAUCUGAGCUUGAAGCCGGAAACCUGCGGGUACUGUGCAGGGGGCUUCAGAGAGGUCAUUGAGGCGUACAAUGGCAUUCACGGAUACGUCAGUUUACUGGUGUGCACCAUAGGCGUGAUAGCCAACUGCCUCAACGUAGCAGUGCUGACUCGUAAGGACAUGGCCGCGGCACCCAUCAACCGGCUGCUCAAGUGGCUGGCCGUGGCCGACGUGUUCGUCAUGCUGGAGUACGUGCCCUUCUCCGUCUACAGGUACCUGAUUCUUCCCGAGAAACUGGACUUUCCUUACAGCUGGGCGAUGUAUCUACUCUUCCAUAUGCACUUUGCGCAGAUUAUGCAUACUGCCUCUAUCUGCCUCACUCUAUCACUUGCUAUUUGGAGAUACAUAGCCAUCAAGUAUUCAGAUCGAAGUCACAUAUUGUGCACGGAAAGACGCUGUAGCAUAGCAAUAUUGACAUCUUUCAUUUUGCCCCCGAUUCUCUGCGCGCCUACGUUUAUGGUAUUCGAUAUUCACACGAAGAACGUCACCGAUGCAAACGGUAACCCCGGCAUCGCAUACCACGUCGACCCAGAGUUCAAAGGAACACUCUAUCAAGCAAACUUCUGGGUUCACGGCGUCAUUAUAAAACUACUACCGUGCUCCAUAUUGACGGUCAUCAGUAUAUGGCUCAUCCGAGCAUUAUACAGUGCCAAUCAGCAUCAGAAAAACUUAAGGAGCAAUACGGGUUGCCCGGCUGCAGAAAAAAUGGUCAAGAGACAGCUGAAAGCCGAUAAGCGCACAGACAGGACGACGAAAAUGCUCCUGGCUGUGCUCUUGCUAUUUCUCGUUACAGAACUUCCUCAAGGGAUUUUGGGCUUGAUGAGUGGCUUGCUAGGAUUGUGCUUCUUUAAGCGCUGCUACAACCUGUUCGGGGAGCUAAUGGAUUUUCUAGCGCUGUUGAAUGGGGCUAUUAAUUUUGUGCUGUACUGCUCCAUGUCGCGACAGUUCCGGCAGACCUUUCGACACAUGGUGUUGCAGCCGCCACUCGCCCGGUGGCUACCACCCGUACCAUCUCACUCGGAAUCUCACAUUCAGAAUACGUGCACGGAAAAGAUUAAAAGAUAACUUCAGCGACUGAUGUAUGAACAUGUAUGCAGCCAAGACGUCGUUGCCGUGAGGGCGUCGAGCAAAACAGGAGAAGGCUUUAGUGCGUGAACACUUUCUAUGAAUGAGUCUCUUGUUAAGUGAUGGUGAUGUAAUCUCACUUUUGUGCACGUACAGAUUCAAGGAAUGUGACUGAAAAGACUCUUAGUGGCGGACGUGUUCCGGUUGUCUGUAAAUUGACCAAAAGCUGGACCAGCUUGUUGGGGACACUAUACCCGAAUCUUCGCUCUUGUGUGUCAGAAUAAUUCUUACAAGGAUACAUUUCCAUUAAUAAAUACGACUGUUUUCUUAGGUAUCAUUAAAAAAAACAAACAGAACGUAAUGUUCUUUUUCACUUUCAUAGGAUUUAUUUGCGUAGACCUAGCCUAGCGCCCAAUGAGAGUUACAUCGAAUUUGCACUCUGUUAUAAUCAAUUGUUUUUUCAUUUAUAGCGUAAGUGUGCUUCGUUUUUUUAAAUACGAGUAUAAUGGUAAUACCUGAAUUUCGCUUGUUGCCUUAACAAGAUAUUUUAACGAUUUAUAUUGUUAAAUAGUUUGGCAAAGAUAUAGGUAUAGGUAGGUAUGUUUCAUAUAUAUUAGGUUUCAAAAUGAUGAAUAGAUGAAUACAUAUUUUUUGUUAUGGUACUCCCUAUUCAUUUUUGAACUUGAAUUUGUGGUAACUAGUGUACAAAAUGUAAACAAAAUGGUGUAAGCAUUUUAAAUUGACUCUCUCUAAGUUACGGUGGUAAUUUUAUGACGUGUACAAGUACUUUCAGCAUCAUUAGUAACGAAUGAAACAAUACGCCAAAAUAUCUUGAAAUUAUUUUUCAAAUAGAGAUACAUCUAUAAUAUAGUUUACGCUUAAAAGUAAAUUUCACAGUAUAAUUGUUCUAUACCUAUAUAUAGAAACAUGUUUCUUUUUGGUGACCUAUUAGAUAAUGCGUACUAGACUUAAAUCGACCGGGAUAUAGACCGUGAUUAUCUUUUGUUAUGAUUCGAGCUCCCGAUAUUUCGACGCAGUAACAUGCAUCUUAUUCACGGGUAACUGAAGAUAGCCGGUGUCAAAGUUGUGUAGACUGCGCUCGGUCUACCCUCAUUCGUGCGCGUCGGCUGCGUUCGAUUUCAACGUUACCACUGGUCGCGUUCACAUUCACACUUAUUGCUCUAUCGAAGCACACUACCCUCACAGUGUCACUACGCGUGUGUGUGAACAAGUUGCAGUUAAGUGUAAUGCAUGCAAACAGUGUAACUAUGUCGAAAGAUCGGGAGCUCGAAAACAAUACAAAAAGGUAAUCACGGUCCAUAUCCCGCUCGAUUUACGUCAAGUGAAACUAACCGUGAAUUAAUCAAAACUGUUACUUGCCGCGUAUAGUCUGAUUCGCUACUUACUGCUGACUGUACUACUCGUAUUAUAGUACUAUACGUAUGUAUGGGAUUAUUUGGCCGGAAAUUAAACCGGAUGUAAAACCGAAAUUCAUUGUUUUAAACUGUGAUUGAAUGCUGACUGUGUAUUGGAUAGUAGGUUCAUUCUUAUAAAUAUUUAGAUAAGUAUAUAAAUGUGUAGCCAUGUUAAUAUUAGGAAUAAAUGAACUAGGACUAGUGAAGAUUAAAAAAAUCAAAGAUUUUAUAUAAAACCGUCAUACAGGCCAAUACGAGUUUUAGUUAGGUAUUUGAUCUGUUUCCGAUAUGAUACUGAUCUGUCAGUGUCAAAAGUGACAUUUAUUCAACCAAAAACGUUUCUUUUGACGCUUACAGAUCAGUACCUCUAGUGUAACUUUGAUCGACAUCAUAACGUGACGAACGCGUUUGCGUUAAGUCUCAUUUUGUAUAGGAUUUUGAGGUUCCAAAACGUCCCGCUUGGCGCGCUCUUUCGAAAUCCAAUACAAAAUGAGACUAAACGCAAACGCGUACGUCACGUUUGGAAAUCGAAUUUAUUUACACUAGGGGUACUGUUUCUUAUCGGAAGCAGAACAAAUACCUAACUAAAACUCGAAUUGGCAUAAUAAUUAUGUCAUUGAGAACCCAACGAAAAGUAGUUUGUUUUUAUGGGAACAAAUACUUUGUCUAAACCAGUAGGGCUAAGAUGGUCGGCUCUUUAUCAUUUGUCACCAUGCCUGUCACGUUCUAACAAGUAAAUAAGUGCGAAAGUGACGGGCAUAGUGAGAGGUAAUAAAAAUGGAACCAUGCUGCCACCGCAGAGGUCGACAAACCGCGGAUCGCAAAAAAAUUACAUCUUCUGAUCUCUUAAACCACUGAAAACACCAAUGCGGCUGUUUGACAUUCCUAAAAGCGGCCAAGUGCGAGUCGGACUCGCCCAUGAAGGGUUCCGUACCAUUUAUGACGUAUUAAAAAAACUACUUACUAGAUCUCGUUCAAACCAAUUUUCGGUGGAAGUUUGCAUGGUAAUGUAUAUCAUAUAUUUUUUUUAGAUUUUUCAUUCUGUUAUUUUAGAAGUUACAGGGGGGGGACACACAUUUUUUCACUUUGGAAGUGUCUCUCGCGCAAACUAUUCAGUUUAGAAAAAAAAUGAUAUUAGAAACCUCAAUAUCAUUUUUAAAGACCUAUCCAUAGAUACCCCACACGUAUGGGUUUGAUGAAAAAAUAUUUUUUGAGUUUCAGUUCUAAGUAUGGGGAACCCCCAAAAUUUAUUGUUUUUUUCUAUUUUUGUGUAAAAAUCCUAAUGCGGUUCAUAGAAUACAUCUACUUACCAAGUUUGAACAGUAUAGCUCUUAUAGUUUCGGAAAAAAGUGGCGGUGACAUAAUCGGACAGACAGACGGACAUGACGAAUCUAUAAGGGUUCCGUUUUUUGCCAUUUGGCUACGGAACCCUAAUAGCGAUUUUUACUGCGGUUGCCUUUUCUUCUCAAAAUUUUGCCGACCCCUGCUCUAGACCAUAAGAAACAGAUCAUGUAACUAAGUAUCUACAAUCAAUGGUCACUGCAUUUUUUUAGUUUUUAAAUGCAGUUUAUCUUCCACAUUAAAGUUGUUUUACUACAGACACAAGUUGAUGGCCGUUAUAUUAUUAUGCACAUGGUAGUAAUAUAGGAAUUUCUAAUAAAUCUGUUCCGAGGCAAUAAAAAAAACAUAAGAACAAAAAUUAACUUUUUUUAAACGAGCCCAUAUUGGGCCAUCUUAUUAUUCCCGCACUAGUGUGGGAAAGUAGCACCAUACCUAUGUAGUGUAAUAGUUAUUUACAAUACAAGUGCAGAAAAUACGAAAUUCGCAACUAGUGGUGAUGGUGAUAAAUUAAAACACGACCGAAGGGAGUGUUUUAAAUCGACACGAGUUGCGAAUUACCUAUUCGUACGUGUAUCGUACUCCGUUUUACAGUACAUACGGUUCUUUAAAGUUUCGACAUAUGCACGGAAAGUGCUCAUUUCCGCACACGUGCUGGAAAGUAGCACCAUAUGUACUGUAAAGAUAAUUAUGUUUAGAUAUGCUGUUAUGUAAUUACUAAUUAGUUUUGUCAAACGCGUUUUCACAAAAAAGGGGUUUUACGGUAACAUAUACAGUACGUAAAUUCAAUACGGGCGAAUAUUUCAACGGUGGUUAGCAUAGGACCUAAGAAGUGUAUUGAGAUAAAUUUUGCUUAGAAAUACAAUACAAUGGAAAUAAUUAUUAUUUAUAUUGUAUAUAAAAUAUAUAAUUAAAUUACGAGAUACGAGCCAACCACUGUCAACCAGGGAUCGUUACCGGUAUUCUGACUACCGGUUUCAAAUUAGAUAGAACCGGUUAUAGUUGUAUUUCGCUAUUUAUAUCACUACAGCUUUGAUUGCCGGUAUAAUCAAUAACGGUAGGUAUUCAUUUUUAUUAUUAGCGUUUUUUUUUUUGAUUUUGGUAUUGUUGUCUAAUGACAACAAUACCUGUAUUUUACAUGUUGCCCUUAAAAACCAUAAUCGGUAAUACAUGUCAAUGUCAAUGCCAUUCAGCCAGCUAUGCAGAAUGUUAUCGCGUGACGUUAUAAUAUUACACCUAUUUGUUGUGAUUUCGUAGUAGUGUCUGAUACCACUAUUGCGCACUCGAAACGUAAGAUACGUUUCGAGUGCGCAAUAGCGGUAUUAAUUAAAGGUAUUUAAUAUUAUAAAUAGUCUAUGUAUAGCGGUGAAAACAAAAGCGAAAUGAAAACAAUACCUCUAAUAGGAAUAUAGGUAUACUUUUUAUAUCGGUAAUUGAUUGAUAAUUUAUUUACAGAUAUGAAAUAAAACCGGUUGUAGAAUCCCUGCUAUCAACGCUUGUUGGCUGUUAUUAUAAAAACCUUGUAUUUCGUAAUGUUUGCAGUGCAUUGCUGGUCGGUAAAUUUUCAAAAAUUAAUUACGGGGUGAUAAUUAAGUGUAACAUAAAAAACCUUUUUAAUUAAUAAUCACACAGAUAAAUUUUAUGUUAUUUAAAUUUAUCACCCGUGUUGGAUUUACACACUGUAAAAUUAAUUAAUUAUUCGUUGCUGUUGGAUAUUGACGAUCAUGCUUGUUAUAUUUAUUUAUUGGUAUAAGUUCGGUGAGCAAAGUAAAUAGGUACUUACAGAGAUCGGAACCGGUUUUUUGCAAAAACAUCGAAAGUACCAUAUAUUUCGGUUUAUUUUAUACUCAAAAUGUAGGACUCAGUUGUGUUUUUAGAUAACGACUUCGUAUUAUUAGAUUGCCCGAUUAGGAAUGAAAUAAUUAACAAAGAACGAAAAAAUACCGUUUUCGUUCCCAUACAAAAAAUACCGGUUUCCGAUCCCUGGGUACUUACUCAUGAAUUAACUUAGACCUGCAUUUAUGGAUAACACAUGGGUGGAGAAUAAAAGGUAUUAUUCCAUUUUUGACUGUUGGUUAUACCUACAUAAUUGAUUUCCAGCGUAUUUUCUCGGAAACGUUCUUAUAUGUGAUACUAGUUCAAUCAAUGUCAGUACUUUUUGUACCGAAACUGACUGAAAGAGCAAGACACGAUUCCGUGAAAAUACGAUGGAAAAUAAUUGUGUAUUGGUAAAAAACUUAAGUAAGUCACCUGUUGUAUGUAGUUGUGACGUGUUCGAAUAGACAUUUGUUUUGUUUGUGUGAGUCUUUUAAACAUGUAUUGUCUAUUCGAACAUGUCACAACUACAUACAACAGGUGACUUACUUAAGUUUUUUACCUAUACCACAGUAAACGCACAUCUCGUUUAUGAUUAUGUAAAGGCAUAACUAACUGAUUUUGUUUUAAUAUGUGGAAUGAUCAUUGUAAAAUUUUCAUGUAUUUCAAGAAAACGCAGUUAAUUAUAACAGAAAAUUUAAAAUAAUAUUUGUAUUUAUCGUAUACGAUGUUAUCACUGUUGCUAAUAAGUUUGUACAAAAUAAAUGUUAAAUGUUUUAUU
Cydia pomonella (codling moth) is the source of this 7172-nucleotide messenger RNA. RefSeq names its product G-protein coupled receptor dmsr-1-like (gene NGR-A8). Gene Ontology annotation, cellular component: membrane. Gene Ontology annotation, molecular function: G protein-coupled peptide receptor activity. The transcript is spliced from 8 exons. Bases 540 to 1823 code for a protein of 427 amino acids. The record is from RefSeq and is a predicted model, not a curated record. Gene Ontology annotation, biological process: G protein-coupled receptor signaling pathway. NCBI's taxonomy places the organism in Eukaryota, Metazoa, Arthropoda, Insecta, Lepidoptera, Tortricidae.